Messenger RNA from Oryza brachyantha (malo sina), 2085 nucleotides. RefSeq names its product ankyrin repeat-containing protein At5g02620-like. The record is from RefSeq and is a predicted model, not a curated record. Lineage: Eukaryota; Viridiplantae; Streptophyta; Magnoliopsida; Poales; Poaceae. Gene Ontology annotation, molecular function: protein phosphatase regulator activity; protein phosphatase 1 binding. The transcript has 4 exons. Bases 1 to 2085 code for a protein of 694 amino acids. Gene Ontology annotation, cellular component: plasma membrane.
AUGGCGCCGGCAGCUUCUUCUCGAAUCGCGAGUGGGCAAGCGAAGCUGCGCCCCGAGCUGCUGAUGGCGGCUCGCGGAGGCAAAUGGGAGAAACUAGCCGAGCUUCUCGACGCGCAAGACGCAUCUGCGUCGUCGUCGGUGCUGGUCCCCAUUGACGACGAUACCACGGCGCCGGCGCCUGCGACGCCGCCUCGUCCAACGGCGGCGGAGCUGGGCUCCAUCCUCCAUGUGGUUGCGUCCAGCGGGGACGGCGACGAGUUCUUGGAGAGCGCCGCCGUGAUCGACGACAAGCACGCGCAGCUCCUGUACGCGCUCGACGGCAACGGCGACACGGCCUUGCAGUGCGCUGCCAGAGCCGGGAACGUUCGAAUGGUCUCUCAUCUCAUCGAUCUGGCGACAAAGAAGGUGGUCAAUGGCGACGACGCGAGGUUGAAGGAGAUGCUGGAAAAUCGCAACGGGACAUCAAGGGAGACGACUUCCGGUUCAUCACACCUAGUGCCAGGGGAUACGGCCUUGCAUGACGCCCUUCGCUUGUCUGACAAGAAGAUCCUUAAGGAAAUUGUUGACAAGCUACUGCAAUACAGCGUUGAAUUGACGAGCAUUGAGAGCUCUGACGGCACCUCUCCGUUGUAUCUAGCCGUCCUGUUAGGGCACUAUGAUAUCGCGGAAACAUUGUAUCAAAAGAACAAGGGGCUAUCCUAUUCUGGACCAGAUGGGCAAAAUGUUUUGCAUGUUGCUGUUCUCAGGAAUUACGAUAUGACGGACAAAUUACUGAAAUGGAACAUGAAGCUCACCAAGAAACGGGACCGAACCAUGGGAAGCACGCCUCUUCACUUCGCCGCGACAUGGGGGAGGAAGUAUGCGAAGGUGGUCAAAUUACUACUGGACAAGGACGAGUCAUCGGCGUUUCAGAGCGACGACGAGGGGUCGUUCCCCAUACAUGCUGCAGCGGCGAACAUGAGCCCCUGUGUGCUUGGAAUCUUGCUCAAGAGGCACCCGAGCUGUGCCGGCCUGCAGGACGCCGGUGGCCGGACCUUCCUCCACAUCGCCGUCCAGAAGGAACGCACUCUCUUAGUCCGGUACGCAUGCUGGCGGCAGGACUGCAGGCCGGCCAUGGCGGCUGCUCUGAACAUCCAGGACGGCGCCGGCAACACCGCGCUGCAUCUUGCCGCCAAGGCCAGCAACCAGUGGUGCUUCUAUUUUCUGCUCCAGAACCCACAUGUCCAGCUGAAUUUGGUGAACGGCAAGGGCCAGACUCCGCUUGAUAUUGCAUGGAAGCGCAGGCCGCAGGGGAUCAUCUAUGGGCUGGAUCCACGAGUUAGGAUACAUCUACUGCUUGAAGGUGCUGGAGCUAAGACUGGUCCAUACAAGCGGGACUGGUUCGUGGACAGGUACGUCCGCAAGAAAGUAGACGAGAGCAAGCUGGACAAGAUGAUCACGGAUUCCACACAGAUCAUCGGCGUCGGAUCGGUGCUGAUCGUCACGGUGACGAUGGCGGCGGCCAUCACCAUGCCCGGCGGCUUCCGAUCCGACGAGAAAGGCCGGCUCAAGGGCACCGCGAUGCUCUCCGACGACCCGGUCUUCCAGCUGUUCAUCGUCGCCAACACGGUGGCCCUGGUCUGCUCGGGGCUGGCCACCAUGAACGUCAUGUUCGCCGGGGUGGCCACCGUCGACAUCCGCACGCGCAUGAGCAGCUUCCUGCUGUCCAUCCUCUUCGUCUACUGCUCGUCCAAGGCCCUGGUCGCCUCCUUCCUGUUCGGGCUCUACGCCGUGCUGCCGCCGGCCGCCGUGAAAGUGGCGUACGCCUCCAGCGCCAUCGCCGCGCCGUUCCUGGUGCUCGACGUCCUCUGGUUCGUCUUCUCGGUGGCCUUCGGGGAGGUGAUGCUCAUCAGGAGGCUCGGCUGCGUCGCGUGGCUUGGGACUCUCACCUGCGCCCGGUUUCCCAACUUUAUACUUGAAAUCAAAGCCGUGUUAGAGAUGCCCCUCCCACGUAAGAUCAAUGCUGUCACCUCUCAAAAACAGGGCUCGGCUUCAGAUAAAGAAGAAGAAAAAAAGAGGUUGACGGCCGGUCGACCAGGAAACUGA